Molecule: messenger RNA, 3117 nt
Organism: Macrosiphum euphorbiae (potato aphid)
Lineage: Eukaryota; Metazoa; Arthropoda; Insecta; Hemiptera; Aphididae
Source: the annotation of a GenBank genome assembly
AUGCCGGACAACGUGGGACCUCCGAAAUCCUGUCCCGGAAAGAUAGAUUUUCGGAAACCUCGGAGACGUAGGCACUAUGCCACAUUGCGUCGUCAUCGGACGUCGUUCGACCUGACGAAUCAAGUGAUCGUUUACUUCGACCCCGACGGCAGCGGGAGAUGUGAAGUGGUUGGAGGUGGUGGCACUACUGCAGGCUACGGCGGCGGUGGCGACCAGCAGUCCUCGGAGGUACAAAAGUCUGUGGACGCGAACCGCAAGGGCCGGCCCAAAGGAUCGAAGAACAAGUCCCCGACAUCGUCUUCGUCGCCGUCACUAUCCGGCUCGUUCAACUACCGCUCCAAGAAAAAGUCACUGACGUACACGUUCGCUGGCCCGGUCAAGUGCAAAUCAUGCGAUCGCACGUUCGACGGCGACCCUGUGGCCCACUGUCUGGAGCAUCACAGGUCCGUGUGUCCUAUUUGCGGCCGCACGUACCGGCCACCGUUGAACACGCACAUCAAAUCGCACGGGACCCGACACGUUUUGCUGACCGUUUCGUGUUACGAGUGUUACGUGUGCAAGGAGAAGUUCGGAAACGCGCAGACCAUGGCCGAACACUUGCGGACCGAACACCAAGAUGUCACCGCCGCUGGCGAGUGUUCGCUGUGUGGCGAAACCACCACCGCGUUCGUGACCGUCGAAGCAGCCAUCGACCACCUAGUGGACGCGCACUGUCCGCGCAAGAAGUUUAGCCACCCAACCGUGUAUCGGUGUCGGGUGUGUCUGGCCGGGUUCAAGAGCCAGAUCAACGUGCUGCGGCACGCGUGCAACAAGAUCAAGUCACCGCAUUGCGCACAGUGUGAAAAGACGUUCCCGUCCAAGAUGCGGUACGCGUUCCACCUGCAGUUCCACGAGCACCCAAAGUGGGCGACCAUGCACUUGCACUGCGACCUAUGCCUGGCCGAGUUCGACGACGAGUACCAGCUGUACGAUCACAUCCGGUUCCGACACGAGCUGCACGACAAGGCGGUGUGCGAGGUGUGUGGCCGGACGUUCAAGUCGUCAAUGGGCCUAAACAUCCACCGCCGGUAUCACAACGGGUCCCGGGACUUUGCGUGCGGAUCGUGCGACAAGUCGUUCCUGAACAAAUCCACGCUUAGGGAGCACGAGAUCUCGCACAUGGACGUCAAGCCGUUCCAAUGUCACAUAUGCGGCCAGUACCUGAGUCGCGCGUCCAGGCUCCGGUCACACGUCAAGACUCACCGAGCCGCCGAGUCGACCGACCAGCUGUGCUACUGCUGCAGCCAGUGUGGUUACGUGGCACCUAACCCGACCGCGGUCACCGAACACGUCGGCAAGCAGCACUGCGAUGAAACUGUAAAUAACGAAUGUUACGCACUACAACUGUCGUCGGUGGUCAAGUGCGAGUACUGUGACUCGACGUACCUAAACUCGGUACACCUGAACAGCCACCGAGAAGCGGAGCACGUGGGUGGAGGGGCAGGCAACGCCGAACCAUUCAUCUGCGUGGUGUGUUCGUCCACGUUCAGUACGUACUCCAGGUUGACCACGCACAAGCUAACGCAUGGAAUCAAUAUGGAGUCCACCUGUGGCGUGCCCGUUCAGCAGCAGCAAACUGAACAGGACGAUCUCAAUCAGCCUGCAGACUUCCUGGACGACUCGGUGUCGGAUAAGUUUGAAAUCCCACAGUUUUUCUCCUGCGAGUACUGCUCCAAGAUGUGCUUGCACUACACGUACUUUUGCCUACACCGGCGACUCAAACAUCCACCCGGAGUGCAGACGCACACGUGCGAAAAGUGCUCAGUGGACUUUAAAACGUCCUGGAGACUGUCGUACCACAGAAAAACCGUACACGGACAACAGACAGACGAAAAGCCGGCUGAGAAGUUCAACUGUACCGUAUGCUCUCGGCAGUUCGUCAAGAUCGGCGCCCUCAACUUGCACAAGACCCGCACGCACAUCGACGUGGUCGGCGACGUGUGCAAGUACCUGUGCCAUCUGUGUGGCAAGUUUUUCAGCUCAGAGUUUUCGCUCAGGGCGCACGUCAAGACGCACGAAUUCAGCGUUGGCGGUGUGCCCGCACCAGUACAGAUGCCACUACUCGGCGGCUGCAUCGGCAACGACGAUCGCUCUCUCGUCGACAACCACAGCUACUGCUCCGAACCCUCCUCGAUGGCACCGCCGCAGACGGUACAUAUCUGGCCGAAUCACCGGCGCCGCACUUACCGGAAACCGAUCUCCACCUCCUCUGCCGCCUGUUUGACGUCGCCGGUCAAGAAAUCGUGUCCGUACUGCACUCUGACGACCGAUGACGAGGCGGCGUUCAUCGAGCACGUCAACGGUCAUAUCGGGUACUGCAAUCCCGUAUUGCCGGCGGGCACCGUUUGUGAGCUGUGCGAAGCGAGUUUCGGUGACUCUAAGCAACUCAAGUACCACCUAGACGACCACGUGAAAGCGAACCAAGCUCUCCUGUGCCAGGCGUGCUACUCGCCGUUCCUGUCGUCGGCCGCGCGCGCCGUCCACGUUGCCAAGGAAUGUCCGUCCACGACGAUGCUGGUCGACUACACAUCUACCGGUACUGCCGUCCCUCCACGAGUAGAGUCCAUAGGCCCGUCCACCCCACCUGAAGUCAAGUCUGUCAGCCCAUUCACCCUACCCGAAGUCAAGUCUGUCAGCCCAUCAACCCAACCACCCGAUGUCAAGUUUGUCAGCCUCCCCGUCUCUACGCCCGAUGUCAAAUUUGUCGGCCUCCCCGUCUCUACGCCCGAUGUCAAAUUUGUCGGCCUCCCCGUCUCUACGCCCGAUGUCAAGUUUGUCGGCCUGUCCGACACCCCGCAGUCCGACGCCCGUCCUGCACUGAUCGUCGACUGUUCGGAGAUAUUCAGUGACUGCAAGGGCAUAACCGACGAUAGAUCAUCGUCCCGGAAAUCGGACGAAUUUCCGGUCGAGCCAAACGCCGACGACAAAGGAUCACUGGAAUUUUCCGUGCUCGACGAGCUCUUGUCCAUCAUGUCCACGCCGCGCACGUUGGUCGCCCUGGAUUCGAUCGACUACCAACCACCGGACGACAUGUCGUUGGACGCGAUUUUCGACAGCAUCUCCACUGCCGUAGACUGA